AGGGCUGGGCCUGUUCUGGAGCGUUGCUCCUCCUGGAAGACCCUGCAGAUCCCCAGGAAGGGCUUGGAAUGUCAGGCCUGGGUUUGUUCUUCUCAGUGGUCAGCCAAGGGGGUGGGACUGGGCUGAGGGUGGUGCUGCUGGCAAGAGAGCUUUCGAAAGUGUGUGUUUAACCUCAGCUAUUGUGAGGUGUGGCUUUGGGUUUCCUUUCCGGGGUUUGAGCAUAUGUGGAAGUGGAGAGAAUGCAUCUGGUGACUUCACAAACACUUGGACACUCAGGCUGGUGUCUCGGUCCACACACCUAAGAACAGCCGGAUCUUACUCAAACUUUGCAAGGGGACAGUUCCUUGGUAAGCUGGGGGGUAGGGUGAGAUGAGGAGAGUUAUGACCACCCAUCUCAUCCCCACAACUCUGUAAGAAAAGGAUUAUCAUCAUCCUUUUUUAGAGGAGGAAAAAUCAAAGCAGAGCCUCGGUAAUGGGCCCGAGGUCAACAGCUACCUCAUGGCAGAGUCCAGAUUUGAACCCAGGUUUUCUGCCCCCUCCCUCCCCGUGUGCCCAUGAGCAGUGGUAGAUGGAGGCCAGCUCAGACAGGUUACAAAGCUCCCCUGGACUCAGCAUGGGUUCCCAGCUGCCUGAGACCUGGCCAGUUGACCCCAGAAGGAAGAAAGAACAUUUCCUCAAGAUAGAAAAGAAAAACUGGAAUUAAUCCACGGGUAAAGCCAAGCCUCCUUCCAGCCUGGAUGCUGACUGGUCAGCUGUGAGGAAAAACUCACAGUCCACUGCUGGCACCAUGAACCCAGAACCUCAUGGAUUCAGCUCAGAGACACAAGACAUCAUUGAGGAUGUCAUUGAGUAUCUCAAGAAUGGUAUCAGCCAAGAGGAGCUGCAACUCCUGCUGUCUGAAGACCAAGACUGGGAGAGAUUCCAGGUUGAGGCCGACUUGUCCAGGGAUGAGGCAGAUAUUCUACAUGAAGCUCUGAACAAGCUCAGAAUGGACACAGCCACAGAAGACAAAGACAUGCUUCAAAAAGAACUGCUGGAUAGAGACAGGUUUUUGGAUGAGUUUCCUAUGGUGAAAAUGGAGCUUGAGGAACGUAUAAGCGAGCUUCACGCCCUUGCAGACAAGGUUGACAAGACACACAGGGACUGUACCAUCUCCUACCUGGUGGCCAAUUCUGUCGGUGCCUUCUCUGGUGUCCUGACCAUCCUUGGCUUGGCUCUGGCACCCGUGACAGCAGGGGUCAGUCUGGCACUCUCAGCAACUGGGAUGGGGCUGGGAACAGCAGCUGCUAUCACCAGUGUUUCCACCAGCAUCGUGGACCACUCAAACAGGUUGUCAGCAAAAGCCAGUGCCAGCAAGCUGAUGUUAACUGGCGAUCAUGAAAGUGUUGUGAAGGCUGUGCUUCCAUCACUUGUUCCCAUCACAAAGAAUUGCAUCCAAGUCUCGUCAAAGAUCACGAAGACUGUCCAUGCCAUCAAGCUGGCCAAAGACAACCCUCGCCUAGUAGCCAAUGCCAGGCGUCUCAUGACCACUGGGAACAUCUCGAAACGGAGGGGUAAGCAGGUGCAGAAAGCCUUUGGAGGCACGUCUCUGGCAAUGACCAAAGAAGCCCGGGUCAUGGGUAUGGCCACCGCCGGUGUCUCUCUUCUGAUGGAUGUGUUCAAACUUGUGCAAGAGUCACAGCACUUGCAGGAGGGGGCGAAGGCAGAGUCAGCUGAAGAGCUGAGGGAGGAGGCUCGGGAGCUGGAGAGGAAGUUAGAGGAGCUCACAGAGAUCUAUAAGAAUCUGCAGUAGGGACUGACUCAAUGACCCCCCUGAGCAGUGCCAGGAGCAGGGGAGGCUGUCAUCAGUGUGGAAACAUUUUAUUAGAGGGAAAAAGAGGACGAGAUAUUUUAUGCAACUGAGUAUCAAGGAGUUUGGCCUUUCUGUAGCUGAGUAUGGUAAGGGAAGGGUUAAUGCAGAUGGAAAGUGGGUUCAAGACAAGGCCGGAAAUGGAGCAUGGAGGCUGGAUGAACCCCCAAAAUUAUUGCCCUGAGAUAAUCUUUAAAUCUUAAACCAAAAAUAUCCCCUAAAUUCUUCUUAAAACUAUACAAUAGUUUAGCUUUAACUAGUAAAGGUUGUCUGCCUUGAGCAUUGUGCUCUUUUAAGAUCUAUCUAUAUAAGAUCAAACUGACAACAGUAACUCAAAAGUUUAGAUAGGAAACAUGAGGGGUAGUGAGUUUAUGUCAAUGAGGGAGGCACUACUCACAAAAGCAAGGUGAGAAUGGUUGCACAACUCGAAGAACGUAAUCAAUGUCAGUGAAUUAUAUGUGUAGAAACUGUUAAAUUGGUGUAUGUUUUGCUGUGUAUAUUCUCAACAACAACAAAAAUAAUAAAAAUUAAAAAAAAAGAUAAGGCAGGAAAGCUGGGGCUGAAAUGAAAGAGGAGAGGGGACUAGAGAGUGAGGGGAAUGGGAAGAAACAGUUUAUUUUGGACUAAAGACAUUGGGAGCAUGAGUGGGAGGGAGACAUGCAGGAAAAAGCAUUGAGAAAAUUAAAGAGUUGGAAAUGGGAGAAAGCAGCGUUAGAAUUGUUGGAAUACAGGAGAGGUAGCAGCAGCUCCAUUAUUGACUCUCCCCAUGGUUUGAUGUCCUAGCAAGAGUGAAGACUUUCCCAGGUGGUGGUCUCCAGCCCUCUCUUUCCAGUAUCAACUCACCCUUGUCUUUCUGUGGGUUUAUCUCAGUCAGGCAGUGACUUCUUGAUCAUAAUGAUGGUGGUGGUGGUGGUGGUGGUGGUGGUGACAAUAGAGUGAGUGGAACAUUUGGCAAGUCAGCAGCUCUUUUGGGGCAAGAGUGCACUGAAGGACCAAUGACGUUUCAAAGAAACUCCAAACGUUGAAACAGUGGUUGAUUUGAAAAAAAUGUGAAAGUAGAUGUUGGAGACAUGCCAAGGAGCCUUGUGGUAUGUGAUGGAGAUCAACCAGCUUGGAAUCAAGAUACGCAACCUCUCUGACCCUAUUUUCCUCAUCAGUGGGGAGGAGGAGAGUUGGAGAAGACACUAUCUCAGAUCCAUCUGGCUCUCCCCAUUUUGGCUUCUAUAGACUUCGGUUCAAUAAAUAUUGACUGAUAUCCUGAGCUCUUGCUGUGUUGACUAAUUGUCUCCCUUGGGCUCUAGAUGUCUGAUUUCCUUUCCCCAUGAAACUACCUUCCAGGAUCUUAGGAAGCAAGUCCCCCAUACUGCUUCUGCUCACUCCCUGGGCUCCCACUCUCUCACCCAGUCAUUUCCCUCAGACCCUGACACCCAGCAGGCCCCACUAGGGGACCCUGGAGAAACUUGUGCAUGUCUGACUUGGGCUGAACACAGGUGUAUUUUUGGCCUAGCAGUCAGGGCCCAGGAUCAACAAACAGCACUUGAGUCUAAUUAUUAAUCAGAAGGGCCUGUGUGCAAGUGUGAGGGAGGGUCAGAGAUGGAAGGACAGAGAGAGACAGCCAGACAGCAAAUAUCCUCUCCUGGCUACUGUCACAUUUCACCUGGACUCUUGUAAGAGCUUUUAGAAUAGUCUUCUUGUGAUUACACAUAUAGCACCAUCCCUGCCCCCUGCCCGUUCUCCACACUGGGCCAGAAUGACCCUUAAAGAAUAUAGAUCUCGCUGCUAUAGACAGAAGCACCAUGCAGUCCCUCCACAGCAAAGACCUGAAAAACUAAGUAAAACAGAGACAGAUGUCAGUCCUGGAACCCUAAGCA
This is a messenger RNA of Trichechus manatus latirostris (Florida manatee), 3720 nucleotides long. RefSeq names its product apolipoprotein L3-like. The transcript has 5 exons. Gene Ontology annotation, cellular component: membrane; extracellular region. The record is from RefSeq and is a predicted model, not a curated record. The coding region runs from base 788 to 1792 and encodes 334 amino acids. Gene Ontology annotation, biological process: lipoprotein metabolic process; lipid transport. Gene Ontology annotation, molecular function: lipid binding. NCBI's taxonomy places the organism in Eukaryota, Metazoa, Chordata, Mammalia, Sirenia, Trichechidae.